This is a messenger RNA of Aspergillus campestris IBT 28561, 2094 nucleotides long. RefSeq names its product sodium:solute symporter family protein. The transcript has 11 exons. Gene Ontology annotation, cellular component: plasma membrane. The record is from RefSeq and is a predicted model, not a curated record. Gene Ontology annotation, molecular function: urea transmembrane transporter activity. NCBI's taxonomy places the organism in Eukaryota, Fungi, Ascomycota, Eurotiomycetes, Eurotiales, Aspergillaceae. Bases 1 to 2094 code for a protein of 697 amino acids. Gene Ontology annotation, biological process: urea transmembrane transport.
AUGGUUGACCUCCAAGCGCGGAGUAGCAGUGGCACCGUGCAACCGCCGCUCUCCCAGGCUGUCGGAUAUGUCAUUGUGGUCAUUGUUGGGUUGGUCAUCGCCUUUGCGAUGAUGUUGGUGACGCGGUUCCUCAAGCAGACCGCUGGAGAGGACAACAGCAGAACAGAAAUGUUCAUGACUGCGAAUCGGUCGGUUCGAAGGGGACUCACUGCUUCGGCAGUCAUAUCGUCAUGGCUCUGGACGACAGCCCUGCUAGGAUCGUCUUUCGUCGGAUACGAUUAUGGUCUGUCGGGUCCAUUCUGGUUCGCUGCCGGGUGCAGUCCCAUGAUUGUGUUCUUUGCCUUGCUCGGAAUCUCCUGCAAGCGCAAGAUCCCCGAGGCUCAUACGUCGCUCGAGGUGGUACGCAUUCGAUAUGGACGAGCGGCGCAUAUUGUAUAUAUGGCGCUGUGUCUGGUCAACAACAUCUUCGCGUGCGCCAACAUGUUGUUGGGCGCCGCUGCCGUCGUCUCUGCCAUGACCGGGAUGCAUGUCAUCGCAGCAACUUUCCUGCUUCCUCUCGGUGUUACAAUCUACACUUUUGUGGGAGGCAUCAAGGCGACAUUCUUAACGGACUACUUCCACACGGCCAUCAUCUUGAUUAUCGCCUGCUAUUUCUCUAUCAAAGCCUUCACAUGCGAGGAGAUCGGAUCCAUCGAGGGUCUCUACAACCUGGUGGCGACAGCAGCCCAGCACCAUCCGGUGUCAGGAAACCCUCAAGGGUCGUAUCUGACCAUGACAUCCAAGGGGGGCAUCUUGUUUGGUAUCCUCCACAUCUGCUCCAACUUCGGCCUCGUCAUCAUGGACACUAGUUACUUUAUCAAGGCCUUCGCCGCUGGACCGUCUGCCGUCGUUCCGGGAUACACCAUCGGUGGCAUCGCCUAUUUCGCGAUCCCGUGGGCCCUAGGCACCAUCAUGAGCUCGGUGGCAGUUGGGCUCGAGAGCCAUCCCAGCUUCCCCACCUAUCCCCGGCGAAUGACUUCGAGUGAAGUCAGUGGUGGUCUAGUCUUGCCGUAUGCCGCUAUGGCGAUCGCCGGAAAAGGAGGCGCCGCGGCCGUGCUCCUCAUGACCUUUAUGGCCGUCACCUCGACACUCUCCGCCCAAGUCAUCGCCGUCAGUUCUAUCCUCAGUUUCGACGUCUACCGAGAGUACUUCAACCGCAACGCCACCGACCGCCAGAUCAUCCGCGCCAGCCACUGCGGUGUUAUCUUCUUCGCCGCUUUCUCGGCCGGCUUCAGUACUAUGCUCCACUACGUUGGCGUCAACCUCGGCUGGACCCUAUACAUGCUCGGCGUUGUAACCUGCCCCGGCGUCUUCCCAAUGGCAUUCACCAUCCUCUGGCGCCGCCAAAGCAAGCCAGCUGCCAUCCUCGCUCCGGUCAUGGGCUUCGCCACCGGCAUCGCCGUCUGGCUGGGCACAGCGCACCACUUCGCGGGCUCCGUCUCUGUAGCCGCCACCGGUGAGAUUCUUCCUUGCGUCUACGGUACCGUCGCAUCCGCCUGCUCGCCCAUCCUCUACUCUGUCGUCAUCACCGCCAUCCGGCCCCAGAACUACGACUGGACAGAGUUCAGCAAGGAGAAACUUGCCCUCGAGAAGCUCGACGCAAACCUCACUACUGUGCACCACGAACACAAGGAGACGGCGUCCUCGGUCCCCUCUUCGGACGCUGGUGAUCGCUUGGAAGAUGGCCCCGAGGCACAGGCCUUACUCGAGGCUAAGGACUUGAAGCGUUGGGGCCGCAUCGCUGCGUUCUGGUCUAUUGCUACGUUCUUAGGUCAUUGGGUUAUCUGGCCGCUGCCUAUGUAUGGCUCGAAAUAUGUCUUUGAACGGAAGUUCUUCGCUGCGUGGGUCGUCGUCUCUAUCAUCUGGUUGUGGUUGACCAUGCUCGUCGCCAUCUUCUACCCUGUCAUCGACGGCGGGUUCCAGCAGAUUUCCGAGACUUACCGUGUGUGGAGGAGUGGUGCUGGGGCGCAGCAGAAGCAGACGGUCGACGAUUCUUCUUCGCCGUCUCUUAGUGAAGCGGCCCCGGAGGGUCCGAAGGGUGAGGGGCAGCAUUGA